AUGGCCACGCUCGCACAUUGCGACGGAGGAGGAGAUGAUGGAGAGGUGGCGUCAAAAGUUGAGCCCUCCGUUGGUAAUAGUGCAUCCAAUGCGCCAACAUUUGAAGAAUUAUUCGGAUUCGAUAUGGGAUUUGUGUGUCGCUUCGAAAAUGAAGCGGGCAUCGUUGUUAGUGGUGGACUUGUGGUUUCCGACGUACUCAAGGAGGCUACGGGGCGCGGUAGCAAAUUGACAUUGAAUGACAAAUUCAAUUAA
Molecule: messenger RNA, 252 nt
Organism: Acaulospora colombiana
Lineage: Eukaryota; Fungi; Glomeromycota; Glomeromycetes; Diversisporales; Acaulosporaceae
Source: the annotation of a GenBank genome assembly